AGAAAUACCGGCGCGCAACUCGAGUUUUCCAGAAAAUUAAAAACUGUUACUGCGUCAAUUUCCCAAGCUUACGGAAGGAAAAUUAAAUUGCAACAAUGACCGUAGACGAAGGUGUUGAUAUCUCAAAGAAUGGCGAUCGUGGGGUGUUGAAGAGGAUCAUCAAGGAGGGCGAAGGCACGGAUACUCCCAACGUUGGAUGCCAAGUCACUGUCCACUACACUGGGACACUCCUGGAUGGCUCAAAAUUCGACUCCAGUAGAGAUAGGAAUGAGCCAUUCGAAUUUAAUUUGGGGAAAGGCUCGGUGAUCAAGGCGUGGGAUGUGGGCGUGGCGACAAUGAAGAAGGGCGAGGUGUGCGUGUUGACUUGCGCGCCCGAGUACGCCUACGGAGCCGCCGGCAGCCCGCCCAAGAUCCCGCCCAAUGCCACCCUGCAGUUUGAGAUUGAAAUGAUCGACUGGAAAGUGGAGGAUCUGAGCCCGAACAAGAACAAAGGCAUCUUGCGGCACAUCGUGGAGCAGGGCUCCGGCUUCGACAGCCCCAACGAUGGCGCGUUGGUCACAGUUGAGCUCGAGGGCAAAUUAUUGGCCGACGGCAAAAUAUUCGACACCAGAACAGUCACGUUCCACCUCGGCGAAGGCAGCGAGAACAACAUCUGUGAGGGCAUCGAACGAGCCCUCGAGAAGUUCCUCAAGGGAGAAAAGUCCAGGAUAACCAUCCAGCCCAAAUACGCCUUCAAAUCCGAGGGAAACGCAGAACUAGGUGUGCCUCCGAAUUCCGCAGUAGAAUACACCGUCACACUCACGAACUUCGAGAAAGCCAAAGAGUCCUGGUCCAUGGAAGGCACAGAGAAGCUGGAACAGGCCAAAAUUUUCAAGGAGAAGGGCACAAACUACUUCAAAGCGAGCAAAUUCCAGUUGGCCAUCAAAAUGUACAAGAGGGUUAUCAGUUUGCUAGAUGACAUGCCAGAAGACAGCAGCGAAAAAGAAGAGAACAAAACCCAAGCCAAAGAACUACUUCUAUCCGCGCACCUGAACCUUUCCUUGGUCUACCUGAAGGUCACUCCUGUGCACCAUUUCGAGGCCAAGGAUCACGCCAACAAGGCUCUGAAAAUUGACGAGGUCAAUGUUAAGGGACUGUUCCGUAGGGGACAAGCACUACUGGGCCUGGGAGAGGCUGAGAUAGCUGUGAAAGACUUCCAGAAGAUUGUGGAGUUGGAGCCCCAGAAUAAGGCUGCCGCCAACCAGGUCCUGGUGUGCCGCGCCGCCGUGCAGAAGCAGCGGCAGAAGGACAAGCAGCUGUAUGCUAAUAUGUUCGACAAGUUCGCCAAGCACGACUCGGAGCUGGAGAAGAUAAGAGCUAAAGAAGAAGUUGACGUCAUCGGCGAGAAAGUCGGAGAGUGGGGCGCCGGCGAGGGCGAGUGGACCGAUCAGAUGCGCGCGCGGAAACCCACCGACUUCGAGAAGGAGAACCCUAACAUCCUCAUGCUGGACAAGGACGGCCGCUUCCAGAACAUGUGAGGAGCGAGAGGGACGGAUGCUGGGUGCCGGCCGACUGCAUGAUACGGUCUAAUCUGCAAUACUCGAAGCACUAACAAUUUUUUUUUUUUUAUGAAAAACAAAACAGCAGUUCAACGGUUUCAUAAGGAAUAUGACUUAUCAUAUAGCGUCAAAUACACUGGUCAUCACAAAAAUCGACCCUCCCGCGACAAGCACUUUCAAACGUAUGCAUCCACACUUCCCACCAAUAUUGACACUAUUUAAAAGCCUAGUUCUAAACUUCAUUUCAUUAAAGGAAAGGUUUUUACCCCAAAAUGUGUCUGUAGAAGAAUCCAGUCACUUCUUCAAAAAAUAGGUAGUUACGCUUGGGCAACUUUUAUGGCUAUAUAACUGUUAAGUUGGGAUGAUCGCUAUCCAUCUGUUAAAGAGGACACGUGAGAUCAUUAUUAUGGUUUUAUAACCAUAAAAAUUGGUCUAAUUGAUCCCAGAGGUGAGCCCAAAGUGAGGUCUUUUUUCAAGUUACAUUUAUUGUAUAUCGCGUUUAUGUUAAUCGUUUAUUAAGAAAUUAAAUGUGUUUUUCUUUAAGGAUAUUUAUUGGGCUUUCAAAAAACACCUAUAUUGUUGGGGCACCAUGAUUGUGUCAGUAGAAACGAGUUUUCCUGUAAAACGUAGGUGGGCCGAUUUUUGUAAUGACCAGUAUAGUUCGACCGGUUUCCAUCAAGGCAGAGCGGAGACAAGACGAGAGAUAUCUGUGUGUAGCAUAGUAUUGCUGUCUAUGUCUGGAAUUCGCUGACUACUGCUGUCAUUCCUGAACACUAUAAUCCGGGCCUUUUCAAGGCAAGAGUGAAUAGGCACUUACAGGGCAGAUAUGUACCAUUUGAGACUGCAUCUCGCUUAACACCAGGUGCGAUUGCGGUCAAAUACCUGCCUUGUCAUGCAUGAAAAAAAAUGAAACACCGCACCGUGCCGCCGCCGUCAAAUUCUAUAGAAAAUAAACACAGAUUUCUCUUUUCUGCUCUAUCCAUUUCCACCGAAGCGAAACGGAGAAGAAAUGUGGAAGUAAUAAAAUCUAAUUGGUUAUUCAAAGCAUUCCUCCGCUCCGCCUUGGUGGAAGAAACCUGGCCUUACUUAAACGAUCGCGAAAAUCGUUCGUGUCACGCUAUACUUGUCUCAAACCAUGCCUCAUCUCUCGAUGGUCUCAUGCAAUGUCGCUCGCUACGCAGCAAUAUGAUUGUAUCUUUAGGUUUGUUCACGUCACCAAACAUUAUCGAUCAGUCAAUUUUUUUCUACUUUGCAAUCAAUAGGGGUGUUGAAUCCUGUAUUUUGAAUUGAAAAAAAAAAGCCCGUACAAGUGACGUGACUGCAGUGACGUCACCCAAUCACUAGUAAAGAGUGUACAAACUAGUUAGAAAGUUCCAACUCUUAUUAUUACAUAGUGGUGAUUAUUUAUUUGCUCGUGAGUAGUACAAAAACGUCUGUAUGGAUCGCGCUACCAAAGUUGAGGUGUAAACAUAAAUCGCAAGUCGUCAUCGCGACUAGCUUAUACAGACAGAUACAAAAUCUUUUCUUGAGUAGAUGGCUCUUAUUCAUUCACGUUCCAGUACGAAGUUUAAUUGAAUACAGUCAACACCCCUAAUCAGCAAAAUGUAAUGUAAAAAAUAAUAAGUAAUUGUGAACAGUUGGCCUGUUUAUUCGUAAAAUGUUUGUCCAGUACAUAAGUUCUCCAUACAAAGAUCUUAUUUAUGUUACAGCGUGUGUAAUGUGUGUACGCACUUGUGAUAAAAUCAGAUAAAAAACAAAAUCAGACGCUAUGGAAAGGUACACAGAACGUAUAUUGAAAUAAUUGAGCAAGAAUAAAGAUAACUAUUAUGUAUUUUACCUCCUUUGGUUACUUUUAUGCAUAAGGGGGUUAGCUUAGUUCACAAGGCAAACAGAAUUCCUGUAGGUAUCUUAUAAUGUACUUGUUUAUAGAUUGUUUGAAUGAAAUGCUGUAUACAACACACUUGCCUAAUUAUUUCAAUGUACGCUAGUGACUUGGGGAGUGCUGCGCAUCUCUUUGUAUAACAAUGUGUUCUCGUAAAUGUAAGGUAACAGUAUAAUCGAUGUAAUUUUUAUGAGAUCUCGGAAUCAUUCCUGUUAGUCCACGAACCCGUUCGCCAUAUUGUCGCGUUUCCAGGAGCUACCAGUGAUAGUAGUUAUAAGGUUUCAAUAUCACUUAUGUAAUGACAUUAUAUUCUUCGUCGCUAUGUAUUAUACUACAUAGAUGAUCCCGCGACUUCUUACGCGUGAAAAGGCAUUAUAAAAUUCACACAUGAAGUUUCUACGUUACAAAUUGUUAAUAGACAGCGAGUUCUUAGCCCUACGAGUAUUGAUAGAGAUGUAUUCCCAAAGAAUUAUUUUCUAUCUUUGAUUAGCAGUGUUGAUGCUCCUGGAAAAUGCAAUGUAAUUCCUAGGAUAGUCUUGGAUGUUUGUGUGUUUUCGUUAUAGAAACUACUUAUUGCGGGUUUAUUUUCUACUUUUGGUUAAAGAAUUAUCCAAUAAAAUGUUAAAAUUGGAA
Messenger RNA from Ostrinia nubilalis (European corn borer), 4053 nucleotides. It is a transcript of the gene Fkbp59, whose product is annotated as FK506-binding protein 59. Bases 96 to 1517 code for a protein of 473 amino acids. The transcript has 7 exons. The record is from RefSeq and is a predicted model, not a curated record. Gene Ontology annotation, molecular function: protein binding; peptidyl-prolyl cis-trans isomerase activity. NCBI's taxonomy places the organism in Eukaryota, Metazoa, Arthropoda, Insecta, Lepidoptera, Crambidae.